Molecule: messenger RNA, 690 nt
Organism: Lottia gigantea (owl limpet)
Lineage: Eukaryota; Metazoa; Mollusca; Gastropoda; Lottiidae
Exons: 1
Coding region: 1-690 (229 amino acids)
Source: RefSeq, a predicted model, not a curated record
AUGGGAUUAAGGUCUAAUGCAAUUAUUUGUCAAAGAACAACUUCAUCGAUUAGGUACAUGUUUGGACGAAGAGGUUUUCAGGUUGUUAAUUAUCUGGAUGACUUUGGUGGAGCUGAAACACCCGAUAGGGCGUCAGAGGCAAACCGGGUCCUGGGAGACUUGUUAAAGUCAUGUGGAAUCGAGGAAGCGCCCGACAAAGCGGUGUUCCCAACGACAAGAAUGGUAUUUUUAUGUGUUAGUGUAGAUACUCAAAGUACGACCAUGGAAGUUACUCCGGAAAGGGUUUCAGAAAUUUUGGCACUUGUUGAAUCCUGGUUAACCAGAAAACGUGCUACGUUAAAAGAUUUACAAUCAUUGUUAGGAAAGUUACAUUUCAUAUGUAAUUGUGUUCGACCAGGUAGAAUUUUUGUGAGUAGAUUGUUAAAUUGGCUACCGACCACGUUUAAUGACAAAAACGGCGAUAAAAAACAUAGCUCGAAAUUCAUUCCUGCCGAGAUAAGAAAAGAUUUAUUGUGGUGGAAAAUAUUUCUCAGCAAGUUUAAUGGUGUGUCUAUAAUGUCCAUUGAGAAUUGGUCCGCUCCUGAUCAGAUAUUUGCUUGUUAUGCUUGUCCAGGUCUUGGAGGGUUUUGUAAUGGCGAGUACAUUCAUGGAAUAUUUCCAACAAGAAUUGCUGAGAAGGUUUACAUAUAA